Messenger RNA from Parasteatoda tepidariorum (common house spider), 832 nucleotides. The record is from RefSeq and is a predicted model, not a curated record. NCBI's taxonomy places the organism in Eukaryota, Metazoa, Arthropoda, Arachnida, Araneae, Theridiidae.
AUUUUUGUACGAGCUUUCUCUCAUUCCUGAAUACGCCAUACGAAUCGAAUGUAUGGUUUUUCAUGCCUCAUUCUCCGAAAACCUUGGUCACAUUGAAAGCAAACUGCUCAAUCUGACUACCACCUGCAAAAGUUUAAGGGGUAAAAAAGUCCAAAACAUCAUCAGUAUCAUCCUUUCACUCGGCAAUUAUAUGAAUGGAGGAAAUGGAAGCAGAGGACAGGCUGACGGAUUUAAUAUCGAAAUACUUACAAAACUAAGGGAUGUUAAAAGUAAAGAUAAUUCACUCACGCUUCUACAUUACAUCGUGAGAGUAUAUUUCGCUGUUUUUGAGAAGGAAGUGGAAGAGGAAAAUUGUCAUCUGCCUAUUCCUGAGCCAUCAGACGUAGAAAAGGCUAGGGCAGUCAAUUUUGAUGAUGUCAAAAAGGACUUAGACAAAUUAUACGUGCAAACAUCAGCGUGUGAUCGCAAAGUUACACAAAUAUUGAAGUCUUCAGAUAAUGAUCACCAUCAACCUCUGAAAGAUAUUAUGAAGACGUUCUUAGAUAAAGCCUUUGCUGAUACACGAUUGCAGUUUGAGAAUUUAGAGAAAUGUAAAAUACUUUUCAAAAGUACUCAGAAGUUUUUUCGCUACCAACAAAAAACGAACAACGAAAGCGAUGGUCCAGAUGAAUUCUUCUCGAUAUGGCUGACAUUUUGUUCAGACUUCAAAGACGUGUGGAAGAAGGAACAAGCUUUAAAAAUUAUUGAGCAAAAGAAAUUAAAGAGGCUUCAAGAGCUUCAGGAGGGGAAGAAGGCUCAAAUUACAACUAUAAAAACAAGACCAGGUGGACUG